Messenger RNA from Paramecium sonneborni, 757 nucleotides. NCBI's taxonomy places the organism in Eukaryota, Ciliophora, Oligohymenophorea, Peniculida, Parameciidae. The record is from the annotation of a GenBank genome assembly.
UAUUAAUGUAAAAAUUUCAUCUGUUUCUAAUUGUUGCAGUAUUAAGUUGUGAUGUAGAUGAAGCUGCAAAGGCUUUCAAAUAAAAAUAAAUUCGUGAUCCUAUUUUCCCAUAUACUAAGAAUCCUUAUGAAAUAGUGGAUCCUAUUUAUUUAUAAAAAGUGUCUGAUAAUUUGAAAGAUAAUACCAGUGUUUGUGCUAUUAAAUAUGAUGAUUAUGAAAAAUAAAUGUAAUUAUUAUGAGAUCAUAAAUUUUAGAUACCAUUUAAAACACUUUAAUUCAAAAGAAGAAGCAGAAGAGAAUUAAUUUAUUGUGACUCAUCAGGGAAAAUGUGGCGCAUGCUCUACUUUAUAAGAUUUAGCAGUUUAUCUUACAACAGAUUUGACUAGACCAGUGAGAAAAUGUGGAUUAAUGUUUGGAUUGUCUCAUCAUCAUCUUUUGAAAUGUAUCAAAGGUUUAGGAUUUAGUGAUACUUGUGCUUAAAUUUGGUUGUAUAAUACUUUGAAUACUAAGAAAUCAUGUUUUUGGCCUUGUAUGUAAUAAUUAUAUUUUAAUAUUUUUAGAGUGUCUUUUUUAACUAAUUAAGACUUUGUAAAAAAUGGAAAAUUAAAUAAAUGCUUAUAAUGUGAUGAAGAUAUUUCUGGACCUAUCUUUAAAUAUGAAUCUGGAAGAACAAGACGUAAUUCAGGAAUUAAAUCAGAAAUUGAUAGACCAGAUGAUUAAAUUUAUGAGAUCACUCAUUGUUAUUAUUGAAUAUGAU